Ilex paraguariensis (yerba mate) is the source of this 738-nucleotide messenger RNA. Lineage: Eukaryota; Viridiplantae; Streptophyta; Magnoliopsida; Aquifoliales; Aquifoliaceae. The record is from the annotation of a GenBank genome assembly.
AUGGCUCUCCAAGCUGCUUCUUUGCUUCCCUCUGCUUUUGCAAUCCCCAAAGAGGGAAAAACCAGUGCAGCAUUGAAAGACUCCAGUCUGCUUGGGGUUUCACUUUCGGAACAUCUUAAAGCUGACUUCAGCGCUUCCGUAUUGAGGAGCAAGAGGGAAUUCAGCCAAAGAAUUGGACCUGUAAGAGCCCAGGCUGUCGUUACAACUCCAGCAGUUAACCAGGCUGCACCAGAAGGGAAGAAAACCUUAAGAAAGGGAUGUGUCGUGAUCACUGGAGCUUCCUCGGGGUUGGGUCUGGCCACAGCUAAGGCUCUGGCUGAAACUGGCAAAUGGCACGUAAUCAUGGCCUGCAGGGACUUCCUCAAGACUGAAAGAGCAGCCAAGUCAGCCGGCAUUGCCAAGGAAAACUACACCGUGCUGCAUUUAGACCUCGCCUCACUUGACAGUGUCCGGCAGUUUGUAGAUAACUUCAAGCGAUCGGGUAGGCCGCUUGAUGUUCUGGUCUGCAAUGCUGCUGUCUACUUACCAACAGCCAAGGAGCCUACCUUUACAGCUGAAGGGUUUGAACUCAGUGUUGGAACAAACCAUCUGGGACACUUCCUCCUUUCCAGGUUGCUGCUUGAUGACCUGAAGCAGUCCGAUUACCCAUCAAAACGACUCAUCAUUGUCGGUUCAAUUACAGGGAAUACAAAUACCUUGGCUGGGAAUGUACCUCCAAAGGCCAACCUUGGGAUUUGA